AUGGAUCUCGACGUUCUGGCUGAUGCACCGAAGUUGGCCGAGAAUGCCGCGCAUAUCGCUAAGAAGAAUGCGAAUGCAGCCGGGAAGGUCGCGAAUCUGUCCGACAAGGUGGCCUCGCUGGACGUCAAGCACAAUGCUUUCUUGGCGAACGGUCAUGCCAUCAGUGCCGCUCACGAAGCCGAAGAGGCGGAGAACCAUACCAACAUAGCCAAGCAUGCUGCGGAACUCGGCGAUCAUGAAACGGCGGGGCAAGCCGCAUUGGCGGCCCUGACCAACGCACAGAAUGCAUCCAUGCACGCACAGUUGGCUGCACAUGCUGCAGAAGACGCAGGCGUACAUCCAGUGGUCACGAACAAGAUCGCGGAUGAUGCGGCAGAUAGUCAUGCGGAGGUGGAGCAGGCAAAGA
Klebsormidium nitens is the source of this 406-nucleotide messenger RNA. Lineage: Eukaryota; Viridiplantae; Streptophyta; Klebsormidiophyceae; Klebsormidiales; Klebsormidiaceae. The record is from the annotation of a GenBank genome assembly.